AUGUGCAGUGCUGACCUUUCGUUUUGGAGACAGAUAUUUAUACUAAUACCAGCAUGUCUACACUCGGUUUCCGCGGGAUUCAUGUUGGCUUUCCCGGCUGUGCUUAAUCCGGCAAUCCUAUCUCCGAAUAGCACAGACAUCACAGCUACUUCUGACCAAGCUUCCUGGAUAGCAUCAAGUAAUGGCAUUUCUGGAAUCGUCGGCUUCUUAAUAUUAUCACCUAUAUUUCAAAGCUUCGGUCGGAAGGUGGUCGGUAUCGGAUUGAAUGUCACAAUGGUCGUCGGCUGGCUCACACUCUAUCUUGCCAACAGUAUCACGGUCUUAGUUCUUGCUAGAGCUAUCCAUGGCCUAUGUGUAGGCGGAAUAUUUAUUAGUGCGGUAACUUUAUCUGAAUAUGCACAUCCAUGCAGAAGAGGCUAUUUCACGACUUUAAAGAAAAUAUCAUUAGGUGUAGGUUCAUUGGCUUGUCAUUCCUUUGCAAUAAUAUGUACGUGGAGACAAAUAGCUGCAUUUUGUAUAAUUCCAUCAGCAUUAGCUGCAAUAUUUAUGUUGUUCUGGCCUGAGAGCCCUGCUUUUUUAGCUAUGAAAGGACGAUUCGGCGAAUCCGAAAAAGCCUUCACAUGGUUAAAUGGAAACUCUGUAAAAAGUAAAAGAGAGAUAAAAGAGUUAUUAAAAUCACAGAUGGAGCGACAGGAAGUAAUCAAGAAAUCUGGAAAGAUUUCAAUUGUGAAUAGUUUUAUGAAAACAAUUAAAAAUAAAGAAAUGCAGAAAUCUUGUUUUAUAGUUGCACUUGUCACUUUAUGUAUUGAUGCUUGUGGCAGAUUCUUUCUAUUGGCUUAUAUAACGCAAAUAUUUGUAGAAAUUACUGGCAGUAAAUCAAUAGCAAUGUACUGUUCCAUAGUAUCUGAUCUCUUGAAUACUCUUGACUAA
Molecule: messenger RNA, 930 nt
Organism: Parnassius apollo (apollo)
Lineage: Eukaryota; Metazoa; Arthropoda; Insecta; Lepidoptera; Papilionidae
Source: the annotation of a GenBank genome assembly